AUGUCUUUUUCUGAGAUCAAAACCCUUUUCCAUGAGUUCGGACACGCGCUGCAACACAUGCUGACCACGGUGCCCUACGCAAUGGCGGCCGGACUCAGCAACAUUGAGUGGGAUGCCAUCGAAUUCCCCUCGCAGUUCAUGGAAAACUGGGUGUACGAUAGCAACACCAUAGCACUGAUCAGCGGCCACUACCAGACAGGGGAACCGUUGCCACAGGACGCCUUUGAACAACUGUUGAAAGCAUGCAAGUACCGGGGAGGGUCUGUGUUACUGAGGCAGGUGUUCCUAUCAGCACUGGAUAUGAAGUUACACACAAGCUCAGAUUCGUGGAUGUCAGUUGUGGAAGAAGUUGCUGAAAUAUUCACAGUGAUGAAGCCACUCCAUGAGGACUGUAUCCCGUGUACAUUUCUGCACAUCUUCGCCGGUAAUUAUGCAGCUGCAUAUUAUGCCUACGAGUGGGCGGAGGUGAUCUCCCAGGAUGCCUUUGGAGCCUUCGAGGAAGUGGGUUUACAAAAUCGGAGCGAAGUGUCCAAGGUUGGCCGCAGGUUCAGAGACACCGUACUAAGUCUUGGGGGUGGAACUGACCCGAAAGAAGUGUUUCGAAUGUUCAGAGGUCGUGACCCACAACUGAAAUUCCUCCUCAAAACUUACGGGCUUGUAUGAAUCCCACUAAGAGUGAUGUCAAGAGCCGGCUUUAGUUAAACAGCCAUGUGUAUCACAGACAUUAAUCGCUCUCAGUGAAAUUGGAAGGUUUAAGUUUUCAAAUCCUCCUGACGGUCGCCAAGAUUUGUCUGUAGCCAACUCCAAUUUUGGAUUUCUUAAUGACCAUCCUUUUUAGAAUCUUUAGGAUAAAAACUUCAUAUGGUAAUCUUUCAAACUGAAUCUUUAAUUCACAUGAAGUAUUUUGUUUCAUACAUUUAGAAUCUUAGUUGCACUCUCAGUAUUUGCUUCUGCUGAGCAUUUAUUUAUGCUGUCGGAUAUAUUUAUGUUGUAGGAUAUAUGCUGUAUGAUAUACACAUGUACUUUCAGGGGUACUCCAUUUGUUUCAAAUAUCAAUAAACAGUUUUUCCCACUUCUUCAACUUCUUGCCU
Messenger RNA from Amblyraja radiata (thorny skate), 1091 nucleotides. RefSeq names its product probable cytosolic oligopeptidase A. Bases 1 to 663 code for a protein of 220 amino acids. NCBI's taxonomy places the organism in Eukaryota, Metazoa, Chordata, Chondrichthyes, Rajiformes, Rajidae. Gene Ontology annotation, molecular function: metalloendopeptidase activity. The record is from RefSeq and is a predicted model, not a curated record. Gene Ontology annotation, biological process: proteolysis; peptide metabolic process. The transcript is spliced from 6 exons.